Messenger RNA from Pieris brassicae (large cabbage white), 2570 nucleotides. RefSeq names its product trafficking protein particle complex subunit 12. The transcript is spliced from 11 exons. Gene Ontology annotation, cellular component: TRAPP complex; Golgi apparatus. The coding region runs from base 312 to 2000 and encodes 562 amino acids. NCBI's taxonomy places the organism in Eukaryota, Metazoa, Arthropoda, Insecta, Lepidoptera, Pieridae. The record is from RefSeq and is a predicted model, not a curated record. Gene Ontology annotation, molecular function: protein binding.
AUGUACAAAAGAUGAUAGGAAUUGGAAAUUUGAAGUUAACUUACACUAUGGCUUGCUAUUGUAUUAUUUAUUGAUAAAGCAAAAGCUAAAAGGAAAACCAAUAUGAAAAAUCUAAGAAAUAGCGGUGAUAAAAUUUUGACAAAUAUGCCUGCUGUCAGUAUGAUAACUAACUGGCAAUAAACUGUUAGCUGCUUCAAUUGUCAUUUCUCGUACCAAAAACUUGAAAGUGCAAAAACAAUUAUUAUGAAAAUUUAAAUAUAAGACAAAUAUUUUUACUUUGAUGUACAACUUCUUAUAAAUUACUAGUAAAAAUGGAUAAACCUAAUUUAAGUCAGUAUUUUGGAAGUUCAGAAAUACCACCUGCAUCUCAGUUCUUUGAUGAAAUUGGUACUUCACCAUCAGAAAUGGUACAAAGCGUAUAUUUGGGUGAUUCGGAAGGCGCACAAACCGCAACUACACCACAAGUUAGAGCAUCUUUCGUCCAGUCUCAAGAAGGCCCUACAGAUAUAUUACCAACUGUUAGUGGAUCUACAUCGAUUCCUGUGACUAGUUUACCGGAUCCUUCAACAUUUUUUGAUACUAUUGGCCCAGACCCUCCAAUUGGGGUUCUGAAAACCAAUACUGGUUCUGCUGCUAUGAUAACUGAUGCAAUGGAUGGAUUAAGCAUAAAGAAUCAACCAGUAGACAAGGAAGCUGAUAGAAGAAGAGAUGCAUGGAUACCAGAUGAGGAAGCCAAAAAGACUUUAAUAAAGGCACAAUCGUCACCAAAAGGAUCUUUCUUUCCUGAAAGAGAAGUUCUGACAAUGCCUGGAAUUGUUUUAGAAGAAGAAUUGGCAGAUGCCCUUCAGGAAGUAGCGGUGAAAUACCUUGGUGUCAGUUCAGCGGGUAGCCGUGGUGUUGUUAGAGCUGAACAUGUGAGUCGAGAUGAAGCUGGAUUAAGAGAACUACUUAGGACUGGAUAUUUGAGGGCAGCUGUUAAUUUGACUGCUACUUUAAUAACUGCUGCGGGACAAGGACCUGGUAGAAUGCACAGACCGACAAAACACACACCGCGUACAUUACAACUGUGGCUGACAAGGUUCGCAGUGAUGUUGAGGAUUAAGCUUAACGACUCGUUGAUGAAGGAAGCGGAACCGUUCGGUGAUUUUAUGAAACCGGACAUGUUUUAUCAGUUUUACCCGGACAUACACGAAAAUCGCACUGGUUCACUAGUACCGUUUUCGUUGCGCCUUCUAAUUGCAGAGCUGCCAAGUCAUUUUGGCAAACCCGAAGAGGCAAUGGACAGAUUAUAUAUCAUACUGGAUGUUAUAGAUAUGAUGUUAUCAAAUCUAAACAAGAAUAAAACGGAAGAUGGCUGUGGCAUUAUAACGGAAGAGGAUAAAAAUGAAUCAACUCGUCUAUGGUCGGGUCGUCGCGUCAGAGUGCUCCAUUCGAUUGUCAAUUGUGCCAUUGCUUUAAAGGACUUCAGAUUAGCAACGAACAUACUAACAAAGCUCCAACAACAAUCGACAACAGCGCAGCAGCAACGCUCUCUUUCGAGUGCGCUGUGCCGUUUGCAACUUUUGGCGGGAAAUGUCGAAGCGGCUUAUCUACAUUUACAGCACGCCAGGCUGACAAGACAUCAUUUAUGCCCGACCCCUGACGUGCGGGAGUAUGUGGAUUUGGGCCUUAUAGACAUCGCGCAUGGCAAGUAUCAAGAUGCAUACAAUAACUUUGCCAAAGCUGGCGAUCAGGAACCCACUAACAUAAUGGUGGCAAACAAUAUAGCAGUAUGCCUUCUCUAUAUGGGUCGGCUUAAAGAGGCAAUAUCUGUUUUGCAAAAGGCCAUACAAUCAGACCCAGAACGUGGUUUAAACGAAAGCCUCUUAGUCAAUUUGUGUACGUUAUAUGAAUUGGAAUCGGCCAAUACGGGCGAUAAGAAAUUACAUUUAUUACGAAUGCUAUGUAAACAUAAAAGUGAUACUGUACCAAAUGUUGUUGAAGCGUUGAAAUUGUCGUAAAUGACAUCUGGCAGCUGACAGCUGUCACAUUCCCGAGUUCACGGUGACCAGUGCUAAUGUUAUUGGUGUCUCUUUCAUUUAGCACAUUUAAAUAGAGAUAGCGUGAUAUAAUUUGACGUUUUGAAAAGAGGCUGCCGUCACGUUGGUCCAACACGUAAUAUUAUUAAUCAAUAUAAAUGUUAUAUAGUAAUGAAUUGUAUUUUUAAGAAUAAAUUUAAAGAAAAUAUGUCUAUAAUGAGACUUAUAUUUGUGUAAGGACUUAUAUUGAAUAAAUGCAUGAUUAAAUAAUGUCCCAUUGUCCCGUUACGCUCAGUACGCUUGCGCCGCAUCUUUCUCUCUUCCACUCGAAGACUCAAGUAUGCAAUCAUUUCAUCAAUGGUCUUGUUAUGACGUUGUCACGUUAAACCAUCGUCGGUAAACCGACUUUACAGAAUAUUUUUUUAUAAUAAUAAUUGAGGUUUUGUAUAUAUUAUAUUUGUUCCAUAGCAAUAAAAGUGUUUGAAUUAGGUAUUUGAAGUUAAAUGGUAUCAUUUGUAUAAUCCAACAAAAUCUGUUAUAAUAAAAGAUUAA